This is a messenger RNA of Wallemia mellicola CBS 633.66, 1710 nucleotides long. Its product is annotated as MFS general substrate transporter. Lineage: Eukaryota; Fungi; Basidiomycota; Wallemiomycetes; Wallemiales; Wallemiaceae. The transcript has 4 exons. Gene Ontology annotation, biological process: transmembrane transport. The record is from RefSeq and is a predicted model, not a curated record. Gene Ontology annotation, molecular function: transmembrane transporter activity. Gene Ontology annotation, cellular component: membrane. The coding region runs from base 123 to 1655 and encodes 510 amino acids.
AACUUUCACAAACAAGGUCGCAACAACCCCGUUGCGUAAAAAAAUCUGUCAAAUACCACUAUCAGCAGAAAUAGCACACAAAACCCCGCGCUAUCAUUCCGUCAGUUACUCAAAACUUACUUAUGUUUUUCGACAAGCUUAAGAAAAACCAAGUUGAAACUCAAAUGACUGAGAAAGUCGACACAACAGAGCUUCCGCCGAUCGAACUCGAGCUCGUAGGACAAGAAUUGCCAUUUAACUGGCCGUUCUCCAGGAAAGUCAAGAGUUACAUAAUCGCACUUCUCAUAAACUUUGUUUCUGCUUUUAAUGCUACAGGUAACUCUGCUGCCAGGGCCGGCGUUACUGAAGAAUUUGGUGUCUCCAGUAGUGUUUUCCUCACUUCCAGCUUUACUUACAACGCUGCACUCGGUCUUGGACCUUUAUUCCUUGCUCCACUCUCCGAGCAAUACGGUAGAAGGCCAAUGUUAGUUAGCCUGCUCUUACUAAUCGUUAUUCUCUUCCUUCCACAAGCCCUUGCACCAAACAUUUCAUCAUUGAGCAUUAGUCGUUUGUUCCAGGGUACAGCGGCCUCGAUUGAAGGACCACACGUCGCGGGUAUCAUCUCUGAUCUGUUUCACCGUGAUGGUGGUCGUGGUAUUGCAAUGGCAACUUUCACUUUAGUUGUUUUCACUGCAAAUGCGAUUGGUCCGUUAACGUGUAACUGGCUUGCAUCAGAGACCGAUUGGGCGAACAUUUACUGGAUGCAGAUGGCCAUGAACGGUGUCGUCUUCAUCAUGUGCGCCUUUAUGCUCGAUGAAACACGCCACGACUUGAUUCUUGACAAGAAGAUCACCAAAUACAACAAAACCUACGGUACUGACUUAAAAGUACAAACCGAUGCAGCACAUUCCGUCAAGAAGGCACUCACAACAUCGCUCGCCAGACCACUCAUCUAUCUCACUACCGAGCCAAUUGUCAUUGCACUCUCCAUCUGGGUCGGUUUCGCCUGGGGUAUUGUCUUCUUGUCAACUGGUACGGUGUUGCACGUUUUCGAGAAAACAUAUGACUUCACACAAGGACAAGGAGGUACUGUUCUCAUUUGUGGUUUCAUCGGUGCCUUCUUUGCUUGGCUCGUUGGCUUCGGUCAGAAUGUACUCUACAAGAAGAGCAAGGACCCAGUCACGCAUAUCGCCCCACCAGAGGCGCGCUUAUACCAGGCAGCCCUCGGUGCUGUCCUCUUCGGAGCUUUCGAAUUGAUGUUUGCAUGGACCGCACGUCCACACAUCCACUGGAUCGUACCUUGUAUCGCACUCGUCGGCGUCAACUUUGGUAUUUUCCCAAUCUAUGCCGGUGUUUAUACCUACAUCGGUGAUGCCUAUGAGAAGUACUCUUCUUCCGCACAAGCAGCCCAAGCGUUGUUAAGAAACAUAUUAGGCAGUACCUUCCCAUUCUUUGGAACUGCAAUGUUUGACCAUCUGACAUUCCCAUGGGCGUCGUCCACAAUUGGGUUUAUUGCAUUUGGACUUUCAAUUAUUCCUUUCGUAUUGAUAUUGUUUGGAGGAUGGUUGAGAGACAGAUCGAAGGUUUGUCGCCAGAUUUUGAAGGAACAAGAGGAAGAAAAAUUGAGAAAAGAAGAGCAAGAGUUUUCCAAGCCAGGAGACAAGAACCACGUAUGAUUAUGAUUAAUAAUAGAAAGAAAAGUUGUAUAAUAGAUAUUGUGUAUUCAUUACU